Messenger RNA from Hydra vulgaris (swiftwater hydra), 629 nucleotides. The record is from RefSeq and is a predicted model, not a curated record. Lineage: Eukaryota; Metazoa; Cnidaria; Hydrozoa; Anthoathecata; Hydridae.
ACGAAAACGAGCCAUUGCGAAACAGAUAGCAGGAAGAAAAAAAAAUGAAAGUGAUAAUUGGCGUUGUUUUGCUGUUUGUAGUGACACAUGGUUUAGAUAAGCUGAUAGGUCCUGACGAAAAAAAGUUAAAAAAAGAGGGGUUACUAGCUGCAUUUCCUGUAUUGGCUAAGUCAUACAAAAUUUCGUUUGAUUUAAAACCGAAUUCAUACUCAUAUGGUUUUCAUAAUGUUAUUCAUUUCGUUGUUGGUAAUGAUUUCAGUAGAUAUAGAAAUAGUACUCCAGCACUUUCGUUUUACGAGGAUAAAUAUAAUUCUGAAGGCUUUUACAUUGCUACACCUAUAAAUGGAAAUCCUAACAGAGGAAUAUAUACCGAUGCACUUCCACUCAAUGAGUGGACAAACGUUGUUAUUAGUCAACAACGUAAUAACAGCAAAUAUAUUUUCACAAUCGAUCUAAAUGGAACAAAUGUGUUUACUGAAAGGAACAACAAACCCCAAAAGUUUAACAAUGUCAAAGUUUUUGCUUCAGAUCCUUGGUAUCCAUCUCAUGAUGGAUCAAUAAAAAAUCUAAUUAUUGAAAAUGGGGAGCUAGGUAUUACUUUUUUUAUAUCUUAGAUUUUACGGUUUGUA